AUGGCCGCCCGUGAAUGGUGGGCGAUCAAGCUCAGGGAAUCAGACCAAUUGAAGCACACGAUCGCAGGAGCAGGCGCUGGACUCGUCACCUCCGUUGUCACUUGUCCGCUGGAUGUUGUUAAAACAAGACUGCAGAACCAAGGUGUCGUCAACGCUGCUCGAAAGUCCUACAAGGGCACAGCUGGCACUCUCACCAGGAUCUGGUCAGAGGAAGGUGUCCGGGGAUUAUACAGAGGACUCGGACCAACGAUAUUUGGAUAUUUGCCAACAUGGGCGAUUUACUUUACGGCGUACGACUACUUUAAAGACCUGGUGGCAAGACAAACUGGUCACCACGAGUCGAACUUGUUUGUAUAUAUCGUGGCAGCCAUGUCAGCAGGAGCAACUAGUACUACCAUCACGAACCCACUCUGGGUCAUCAAGACACGCUUCAUGACUCAGAAUGAACAUACCCCAUACCGAUACAAAAACACACUCGACGCAUUUGCAACGAUUUACAGAGUCGAGGGACUUCGCGGAUUCUACAAAGGUCUUGGAUCAUCACUCAUGGGUAUUAGUCACGUUGCACUUCAAUUCCCACUCUACGAGAAGCUCAGGCUGUGGCUCAAGCCAGCGGAUUCGGAUCAAGUGAGCAGCACGAACAUCCUGAUUGCAUCGUCGACGUCAAAGAUGGCAGCCAGUAUUGCGACGUACCCUCAUGAGGUGAUCAGGACGCGACUUCAGAACCAGUCGACCCACCCACCAAAGUACCAGGGAAUCAUUCACGCAGUCAAGUUGAUCUACCAGGAGGAGGGGAUUCGUGCCUUUUAUAAGGGCAUGCCGACCAAUCUUCUCAGGACUGUUCCAGCUAGUGCCCUGACUAUCCUGACCUACGAGUUGCUUGUUGGCCGGUUGAACGAGAUUGCCAGGCCUGUAUAG
Messenger RNA from Linnemannia hyalina, 918 nucleotides. The record is from the annotation of a GenBank genome assembly. NCBI's taxonomy places the organism in Eukaryota, Fungi, Mortierellomycota, Mortierellomycetes, Mortierellales, Mortierellaceae.